Molecule: messenger RNA, 1705 nt
Organism: Hyaena hyaena (striped hyena)
Lineage: Eukaryota; Metazoa; Chordata; Mammalia; Carnivora; Hyaenidae
Gene: OSM
Product: oncostatin M
Exons: 3
Coding region: 72-803 (243 amino acids)
Biological process (GO): oncostatin-M-mediated signaling pathway; immune response
Cellular component (GO): extracellular region
Molecular function (GO): oncostatin-M receptor binding; cytokine activity
Source: RefSeq, a predicted model, not a curated record
GCUAGCCCGCAGGGCUCCCAGCCAGGAGGUGUCACCCCCAGCAGGCGCCGGCCGGAGCUUGGGCACCCAGCAUGCGGGCACAGCUUAUGAGGAGGACACUGCUCAGUCUGGUCCUCGGACUUCGGGUCCUCGGACUCCUGUUCCUGAGUACGCCGGCCAUGGGCAGCUGUUUGGACAAGUACCAAGAGCUCCUUGGGCAGCUCCAGAAGCAGGCGGACUUCAUGCAGCACACCAGCAUGCUCCUGGACCCCUAUAUCAGCAUCCAUGGCCUGGACAAGGAUGGACUGAAGGAGCACUGCCGAGAACGCCCCGGGACCUUCCCCAGCAAAGAUGCCCUGCAGCUGCUCAGCAGGCAGGAAUUCCUGCAGAUCCUUGCCACCACACUGGAUCACGUUCUGCACAGACUGAGAACUUUACAGAAGGACAUCCCCAAAGCCCAGGACUUAGAGAAGCUAAAAAUGGCGAAGCUGAACAUUCGCGGGUUCAAGAACAAUAUUCACUGCAUGGCCCAGCUGCUUCCGGGCUCCGUGGAGAAGGCGGAGCCCACUCUGGCAGGCCCAGGGGCUUCUCCAUCACCUACCCCCAUCUCAGACGCCUUUCAGCGCAGGCUGGAGGGCUGCAGAUUCCUGCAUGGCUACCACCGCUUCAUGCACUCCGUGGGGCAGGUCUUCCGAGAGUGGGGGGAGAGCCCGAGUCGGAGCCGGAGACACAGCCCUCGCCGGGGCCUGCAGAAGGGGGCUCGCAGGAUGCAUCUCCCCAGGAGGAACAAGAGACUCAUGCCCAGGGGCUGGCUGCCCCGGUAGCCUUAGGGGUACCCCUGGCAGAUUAAGGAUUCGCAGGUACUCUGUAGGAUGCCCCCCUUCCCGCCUCCAAACCAGCUCUCCUCUGUUCCCCACCUCUCAGAAGUGCACUUUAAGGGGUGGGAGCCAGGCAGGCCCCUCUACCUCCUCCAGGCUGAGAGGGUAGAGUCAGGCUAUUGAGCCCCCAGCCCUGAGUUCCCCAGUCUCGGUGGGGUGGCCAGGUCAGGCCACGCGGGGCUAACUUUCCAUUGAUUCAGGGGUCUGAUGACACAGGCUGACUCAUGGCCAGACUGACUGCCCCCCCUGCUCUGCUCCCCAGAGGCCUGCCGGCCCUUCCCUCUCAUGACUUGCAGGGCUGUUGACCCCAGACUUCCUCCUUUCCACGGCAGUGUGGUUCUGAGGGGGAGGUCAGGGCCUGAGCUGGCCUCCUAUGCCUCAUUGCCAGUCUUAGGCCAGACACCUAGACAUCUGGGUGACCUCACUUAGGCAGCUGUGACACGGGCAAAAUGUCCUAGAAGGAGUGCUGAUUGGGGUGGGGGUGUCUAAGAAGGGAACUCAAGUCCCCGCUCAACCCCUAACCCACUGUGUAGCCUCAGGCAGGCCACCUUACCUCUCUGGACUUCAGUUUUCUCUUCGUGAUUCAAGAAGGUUGGGGACCGUGUAAAGCCCUCUCUGCUUGCCAGUAACUGGGAUUCUGUGACAUAGAGUAGAUAUCAAAUGCAGUGCAAAUGGACAAGGCAUAAAGACCUGGUGCCUGAAAGCACCCAGUCUUGGGUCCUGGCUGCUGGCUCCUCCCCCUGGUGGUGCAUCAUGAAAUCUUCUCAUGCUGAAUCCCAGACUCUCAUGCUGGAGUCCCAGAAGCUGCUGGGCCAUUUCUUUGCAGGGAUAUGACUAAUUUAUCGAUU